GCUAAGACCUCCAAACCCAGGACCGCCACUCGAGUCGUGGAUGAGUUUGAGGAUGUGUGCGAGCAGACCGGGGUGACCCUCAGCCGUUACUGCAUCGAGCUGGCCAACCGCGGGAAGAUCGAUGAGGAUCUGAACUCCAUCUUCAACUCCAUCCGUGAGGCGGCCAAAGUCAUUGCCAAGUUGGUGAACACUGCACCACUGCAACAGGCGGAGCUUUUGGGACUUCAAGGCGAGAUCAACGUGCAGGGCGAAGAUCAAAAGAAGUUGGAUGUCAUCACAAACGACGUCUUCAAGAAUGCCCUGCGAUACACAGGCAAGUUGGGCACCCUGGCAUCAGAGGAGGAAGACGAGCCGGUGGAUGGAUCUGUGGGCGGCAGCGAAGCCAUCCCUUUGCUCUCCGAUGAGUUUGCGGACACCGGAAAAUACAUCUGCGUCUUCGACCCUUUGGAUGGCAGCAGCAACGUGGAUGCUGGCAUUCCAGUGGGCACCAUCUUCGGAGUUUUUGAGGAGCCAAGCCCAGCAGAGUGCGAGCUGCCCGCGGAUCUCUCCAAAGGUCUCUCCGAGGAGCAGCAAAGGUGUUUGGCUGGCACCCUGCAGCCUGGCAAGUCCCUGGUGGCCGCGGGCUACGUGUUGUACUCCGCCUCCACAGAGUUGGUGCUGACCUUCGGUCAGGGCGUGGUGGGCUUCACGCUGGACACCAGCACCUGGGACGGACGCCCCAAGGGGCCAUGGGUUUUUGGAAGGUGA
Messenger RNA from Cladocopium goreaui, 747 nucleotides. The record is from the annotation of a GenBank genome assembly. NCBI's taxonomy places the organism in Eukaryota, Dinophyceae, Suessiales, Symbiodiniaceae.